CCAGUUGAGGGGGUGGAGGUGGAAGAGGAGGCAGGUAGCUGAAAUCCUAGGCUCUUGGAAGAAAGUCACUCCCGCUUAGCAUCCUGGGGUCCAUUGCAGGUGACAAGAGCUCCCAGAGGCUGAGCAGGCCUAGCUAUGGCUCCAUUUCCAGCCUGCCAGGCCCAGCAUCUCAGCAAGUACCACCCCAGAAGACCUACUUGAAUGAGAAGAUUCCCAUCCCCAGCACAGAGCAGGGCACAUUCAGCCUGAGGAAACUGUGGGCCUUCACGGGGCCUGGCUUCCUCAUGAGCAUCGCUUUCCUUGACCCAGGGAACAUUGAGUCGGACCUUCAAGCCGGUGCUGUGGCUGGAUUUAAACUGCUCUGGGUGCUGCUAUGGGCCACCGUGUUGGGCCUGCUCUGCCAGAGGCUGGCUGCCCGGCUAGGCGUGGUGACAGGCAAGGACUUGGGUGAAAUCUGCCAUCUCUACUACCCUAAGGUGCCCCGCACACUCCUCUGGCUGACCAUCGAGCUAGCCAUUGUGGGCUCAGACAUGCAGGAAGUCAUCGGCACGGCCAUCUCCCUCAACCUGCUCUCAGCUGGACGCAUCCCCCUGUGGGGCGGUGUCCUGAUCACCAUCGUAGACACGUUCUUCUUCCUCUUCCUGGAUAACUACGGACUGCGCAAGCUGGAAGCUUUCUUUGGAUUUCUUAUUACUAUCAUGGCUCUGACCUUCGGUUAUGAGUAUGUGGUAGCACGUCCAUCCCAGGGAGCGCUUCUUCAGGGCGUGUUCCUGCCCUCCUGCCCGGGCUGCGGUCAGCCUGAGCUAUUGCAGGCAGUGGGCAUUGUUGGCGCCAUUAUCAUGCCCCACAACAUCUACCUGCACUCAGCCUUGGUCAAGUCUAGAGAGGUAGACAGAACCCGCCAGGCAGACAUUCGCGAAGCCAACAUGUACUUCCUGAUUGAAGCCACCAUCGCCCUCUCUGUGUCCUUCAUCAUCAACCUCUUUGUUAUGGCUGUGUUUGGUCAGGCCUUCUACCAGCAAACCAACGAGGAAGCGUUCAACAUCUGUGCCAACAGCAGCCUCCACAGCUACGCCAAGAUCUUCCCUAGGGACAAUCACACAGUGUCGGUGGACAUUUACCAAGGAGGUGUGAUCCUAGGCUGUCUCUUUGGCCCUGCCGCCCUCUACAUCUGGGCAGUGGGUCUCCUGGCAGCGGGGCAGAGUUCUACUAUGACGGGCACCUAUGCAGGACAGUUCGUGAUGGAGGGCUUCCUGAAGCUGCGGUGGUCCCGCUUCGCACGUGUCCUCCUCACUCGCUCUUGUGCCAUCCUGCCCACUGUGCUUGUGGCCAUCUUCCGAGACCUGAGGGACCUCUCAGGCCUCAACGAUCUACUCAACGUUCUGCAGAGUCUGCUGCUGCCCUUUGCUGUGCUGCCCAUUUUGACUUUCACCAGCAUGCCAGCCGUCAUGCAGGAGUUUGCCAACGGCCUGUUGAGCAAAGUUAUCACGUCCUGCAUCAUGGCAGUCAUCUGCGCCAUCAACCUCUACUUUGUGGUCAGCUACCUGCCCAGCCUCCCGCACCCUGCCUUCUUUGGCCUUGUAGCUCUGUUGGCUGUGGGCUACUUGGGCCUUACAGCCUAUCUGGCCUGGACCUGUUGCAUCGCCCACGGAGCCACCUUUCUGACUCACGGCUCCCACCAGCACUUCCUAUACGGGCUCCCUAAAGAGGAGCAGGAAGACAGGGAGCGCUCUGGGUGAGCAGCACACUGGAUCCAGAGAGCAAGGCCGCAGGAUACAGCAAGGCAAUUGGAGGUCGGCAACCCGGCUCUCGAGAUUACAGGUUUCCCGUUUAGAGGAGGGGUUUACCUCAGAGUAAAGUAUCCUCGGCUGUGCUAGGGACCACACCCAUCUAACCACCAACCUAAAGGACUUAAAAACACAGUGCCCGAGGCUAGAGAGGUGGCUCGGCAGUUAAGAACACUGGCUGCUCUUUGGUCACCUUCGUGGUGGCUCUCAAGUGACUGUAACUCCAGUUCCAGGUAGUCCAACGCCCUCUUCUGGCGACCUACACUGGCACUGUCUGCACAAGGCGCACAGACAAACAUUCAGGCAGGGCACCCAUAUACAUAAAGAUUACCU
This is a messenger RNA of Microtus oregoni (creeping vole), 2120 nucleotides long. RefSeq names its product solute carrier family 11 member 1 (gene Slc11a1). The coding region runs from base 285 to 1739 and encodes 484 amino acids. Gene Ontology annotation, molecular function: iron ion transmembrane transporter activity; manganese ion transmembrane transporter activity; cadmium ion transmembrane transporter activity. The transcript is spliced from 14 exons. Lineage: Eukaryota; Metazoa; Chordata; Mammalia; Rodentia; Cricetidae. The record is from RefSeq and is a predicted model, not a curated record. Gene Ontology annotation, biological process: metal ion transport. Gene Ontology annotation, cellular component: plasma membrane.